AUGGCACCUGUCCAACCCGGGGCUCUCGUCCUCGUCACCGGUGGCAACGGCUUCAUCGCCGCCCACUGCAUCGCAACCCUCCUACGUUCCGGCCACUCCGUCCGAGCUACAGUACGCUCAACCGAGAAAGCAGAGGCAACUCGCCAAGCAUUAGAAAAAGCCAGUGUCCAGAAUCUUACCUGUCUCGAACUUGUGGUUGUCGAGGACCCGACUGAUCUUCAGGCACUGAGUCCCACGUUGGAAGGUUGUCAGGCUGUAUUGCAUCUGGCAUCGGCUUUCAACUAUGACGCCGUACCUGGAGAGUUUGAAGAGAAGCUCAUGAUUCCUGCUGUGAAGGGUACACAGGUUGUAUGUGAGGCUGCCCAGCAGCAUCCGUCCAUGCGACGGGUUGUCAUCAUGUCCAGCUUUGCUAGUGUGUACGAUGCCAGUCUGGGUUUGCAGCCUGGUCGCGUGUACACGGAGGAGGAUUGGGCGCCGUUGACUUACGAGGAUGGUGUAAAUGCAUCGGCCGUGCCGAUCGCAUACCGCGCGUCCAAGGUCGUUGCCGAACGCACGGCAUGGGAUUAUGUUCGAGAUCACCAAGUUCAGUAUCAAUUGGUGACUUUGUGUCCAGGAAUGGUAUUUGGCAAGAUGAUUCAUCCCAUUUCUUCGCUGGCCCAACUCAAUGCGAGCAACCAGAUUGUCUGGGGUGUGUUGAGCGCUGGACGAGACGGCGAGAUCCCCCCAACAAAGGCGCCGGUUUGGAUCGACGUUGAAGAUCUCGCCGAGACGAGCCUCAAAGCGUUAACAUUCCCCGAGACCAAGCACGAGCGUUUCCUAGUGACGCAAGGAUCUUACGAUACACAGGAAAUUGCGGAUAUUAUUCGAGGACGAUUCUCGGAAAAGCAUAGAGCACCUUUGGGUGAGCCUGGCAAGCGUAUUGCGGAUACUCAUUACUCCUGUGAUUCUUCUAAGGCGCAAAGGGUGCUCGGGGUUAAGUUUCGGGGAUUGGAGGAGUCGAUUGUGCCGUUGGCAGAGCAGUUGUAUGAUAUGGAAACGCGUUAA
This is a messenger RNA of Penicillium cataractarum, 1044 nucleotides long. RefSeq lists its product as uncharacterized. Bases 1 to 1044 code for a protein of 347 amino acids. The record is from RefSeq and is a predicted model, not a curated record. NCBI's taxonomy places the organism in Eukaryota, Fungi, Ascomycota, Eurotiomycetes, Eurotiales, Aspergillaceae. Gene Ontology annotation, molecular function: oxidoreductase activity, acting on the CH-OH group of donors, NAD or NADP as acceptor. The transcript has 3 exons.